Molecule: messenger RNA, 6931 nt
Organism: Dunckerocampus dactyliophorus (ringed pipefish)
Lineage: Eukaryota; Metazoa; Chordata; Actinopteri; Syngnathiformes; Syngnathidae
Gene: hinfp
Product: histone H4 transcription factor
Exons: 12
Coding region: 265-1707 (480 amino acids)
Biological process (GO): regulation of transcription by RNA polymerase II; anatomical structure development
Molecular function (GO): RNA polymerase II cis-regulatory region sequence-specific DNA binding; DNA-binding transcription factor activity, RNA polymerase II-specific
Source: RefSeq, a predicted model, not a curated record
UAGCGCUGUACAACCCGCUUAAAGCAACAUUGCUGUUUACAUCAUUUCUGUGCUACUCCACAGCAAAAAUCUACACAGGAGCUUGGUUUUUCAUCAUUUUUCAUCUAUUUUUCUCACCGUCUUCGAUGAGUCUCAAUUAGUGCUACCGAGAGUUUGUAAAUAUACUGUAAAAAGUUACCCCGCACCCCAAUUAUGACAGGUGGUGCUCAACAUUAGGUGCAACGUUUUUAGCUUUAGAUUUUGCCAAACUUUCUCUUAAAGAAUAUGCCUCCCAACAAACGACUACAAAAGAAAGAACUACAAUUUGAAUGUGAGUGGGGCUCGUGUCAGGAAUCGUUCAGUCAGAUGGAAAAAUUCUGCAAGCAUGUGGAUGAUCACUUGAAUUCUGUGAACAUGGCGAACGACGACGAAGAAGAACCCGAGGACGAGAGAAACUGUCUUUGGAGAGACUGUGGCUUCUGCUCCGUGGAGGGUCCUGAAGAGUUCCGGCGGCAUCUCUACUUUCACUGUUACCACACCAAGCUGAAGCAGCUGGGUCAGCAGGUGCUCAAUGGCCAGUGCAAAAUUGGAACCUGCUCUAUCGGUUACCAGAACCACAACAUUGUUCCUGAAAUCCCUGACAAUUUUGUCUGCCAGUGGGAAGAGUGCGAGCAACCACCUUAUGAGAACCCGGAGUGGUUCUACCGACAUGUGGAGCUCCACAGCUUCUCCAUAGACAUACCAGCGGGAGACUGUGAAUUCCCAGUACGCUGUGGAUGGAAGGAUUGCGAAGCCACUGCUAAAGGGCGUUCCAAGUUACGGGAGCAUCUACGCAGCCACACCCAGGAGAAGGUAGUGGCGUGCCCUGGUUGUGGAGGGAUGUAUGCCAGCAACACAAAGUUUUUUGACCACAUCAUUCGACAGAGCGCCAUGGAAGGUCAAAGGUUUCAGUGCUCCCACUGUUCCAAACGUUUUGCAACAGAGAGACUGCUGAGAGACCACAUGAGGACCCACGUGAGCCACUACAAGUGUCCAUUGUGUGACAUGACUUGUCCAUCACCUUCAGCGCUGCGCAACCAUAUUAAAUUCCGCCACAGUAACGAGAAGCCAUACAGUUGUGAAUACUGCGAAUACAGCUGUAAGAAUCUGGUGGAUCUGCGCAAACACUUGGACAGCCACAGCAGCGAGCCUGGUUAUCACUGUGAUGUUGCUGGCUGUGAUUUCUCCUCUCGCACCCUUAGCACCUUGAAGAUUCACCAAAAAAGGGAGCAUGAGGGGAAUUUUAUAGCUCGCUACAAGUGCCAUGUGUGCGAUCAGUGCUUCACCAGAGGCAAUAACCUCACUGUACAUUUGCACAAAAAACACCAAUUCAAAUGGCCGUCUGGACACCCAAGGUUCAGGUACAAGGAGCAUGAUGACGGCUUCUUGCGUCUGCAGCUGAUCCGUUACGAGAGCGUGGAGCUGACCGAGCAGCUGAUGCAAGAGAGGCAGAAUCGUCACGACGAGGAAGGGGGCGAAGAGGCUCCCAGGGCUGCUGCGCCUUCAGAGAUGCAGGUAGAGCUGAGAGGGCUGCUGCUCGAGGAGCAGAGGACGGAGGCACCCGCCAGUGGCGGCGAGGAAGAGGGCAUGUUGUACGUUCUCACUGGAGGUUUGACGCAGGCGGUGGACAGCACUUUGAUGUUGCAGUAUCAAGAUACUGCUCAAGAACACGAGAUGCAGACUAUCUGACCUCCUCCACUAUUAGGUCUGCAUUGGCUUUUGUGGGUGGAUUAUUGUAAUUGUACUGUAAAGUAUUAAUUUACACAACCAGACUAUAUUAUGGUUUGUUUGUACGUCUUGUUUGCCAACUUUGUGGACAACCAGAUUAUUUUCAAGUCACCCAGUACGUCUUCCCUACUGUCUAGCAUCCUCGCAUAUGUCCCCAUCAUUUUCUGUAAUAUCAAGCUUUAAGGUUAAUAACUAAAAUGGCAAGUGUGAAUUUACCACAUUACCACAAGAGGAACAAAUAAUAUUUUAUGUGAAAACAUAAAGAACAACUUUGUUGAUCUGGAACUUCUUUACUGUCUACUGUUUGGACAUCAUCUAACAACAUAAAAUACGGUCUUAAAUAUGUUAUUUAAAAUGUAUUAACAUUACUGUGAUAUAAAAGAAAUGUAUAACCUUAAGUUUAACUUUUAAAUGUUUUUUGAGGACGCUAUAACAUAACUACAAAACGGAGCUAAAGUGCUUGUACAGCCGGGUCAGAAUUUAUAGAGCACAACCACUCGUCGUGGUGUGUUUGUAAGUUAUGAUCAUAUUUAAUUGCUUCAUUGAUAAAGGUAGCGGGUUAUGCCUUUUUUGUGAGGAGUUUGCUUACCACCGAAGCAGCUCAAGUUUAAUCUGUCACAUCAACGCAAACCACCCAGUCACAAUCUUUUGAUCUGCCGCAAAUAUGUGUAAAUGUAAUGUGUGUAAUAUAUAUGGAAGGAAUUUAAAUGAAAAUACUUCAAAGGGAGGGCUUUUGUCAGCAUUUUUUAGAUGAGAUUUAAAAAAAGUGAUUAAUUAGAUCAAUUAGUUGCAGAUAAUUUGUAAUAUAUAUUUGACAGCAUUAGUUAUAUGAUUUUUUAAACUCAUAUUUUGGCUACUUUAUAUUGGAUUUGUAGGCACUUUUUAUAUUAAAAAAAUGUGUGUGUGUGUUUUUUAAAAAUAAAACAAAUUAUUUAGGGGUUUUUGAGCAUUUUUAUGGCAGCCCCCCUAAAAUAGGCCUAACGACACACACACACCAUUGCAAGAGGCUUUUAGUGUCGUAGUUCUUGCUGUACCUGGGUCACUUUCUGCUGCAUACACUGUACCGUACUUGGCUAGUAAUUCCACACCUCUGAUUUUCCUUCAUGUCUUUUGUACUUUUUUGCCUGUAUGGAUGUGAAAUGGGUCUUAAAUUGUAUUCAUUAUGUUUUUUAAAAAGUCUUUAAAAGUUAAUACAACAAAUUGUGUAGGUAUACUUAAUGAAGUGGCCAGUGAUUGUACGCUGCAGAAAAUACUGUAGUUACCUGUAUUACAGUAGCGUCCUACCACGCCCCCUGGUGGUAUUUUCUUUAUCGCAUCUCAGAAUUAAAUCCCAUCUGUCACUGCUGAGGCAAACAAACGGUGUAUAUACAAUCAAACUGAUCUGAGUUGACUUUAAGCUGUUCAUGCAUGUGGUUUUAAAAGCUAUAUUCCGAUGCAAAGUGUAAAGGACAGAUACAGUGCUGCAGUAGCACAAUCUUACAUUGUGGUGUGGAAGAUUAGGCAGCACACAGCUUAGUGUAGGUGUUACUCAUCUCAUCUUCUUCACUCUGCUAAUGUGCAAUGAUGGCCAUGUGCUGACUCCUCAGUGCACACCAGCAUGAGUUUCCAGAUCUGCAGGGUUUGACGGAGGGUAAAUACAAUGAAGUUUAAUCCACUGCUUCUGCUGCUGCUGUUUGCGUCCUUCCGGGGGUCAACUUCUCAGGUGUCUGAAUGGAUGGAGGAGGGAGAAGGUAGUGGUAAGAUCUAUUACGCUACUGUGUUUGCUUGUUUGUUGCAUGAUGGGAAAGAGAUGUUAUUACCAUGUGAAAGAUGUUUUGUUUUGUUUUGUUUUAAAGACUCUAAUCAGUGUUUCCAGUAGGUGAGACAGAAUGGAUCCUACACCCAGAUUUUUUAGGGGAUAUCUACUGGUCGGGGACAGCCCCACUUUGCUUAGGAGGCUGCAAGGCCCGCCACCAGGAGCUCAGACGAGAUCCCUGCGGAGACUCCAGCUGCUGCUGGUUAGGAUACAAGUCCCUGUGCCGAGUGAACUGCGGGAGGCCAGAUGUGGACUAUAAUGGCAUCAUGUAUGGAAAUGACUGGUGGGUGGGAUCCGUGGUGAGGUACACCUGUCGUUCUGGCUUCGUGCUGUUGGGAAACGUGACCAGAACUUGCCAGUCGAAUGGCCUCUGGACUCCCAAACCUUCCUGUCUAAGGAUGUGCAAAAAGGGGUCCAUUGAAAUCAGUGAGAGGGAACUCAACGGGACGUGCAACUCGACCUGUGCAUACAAGAGCUACGCGGGGCCUCCCAAGCUAGGCUGCACUCAGAUACACAACUGCAAGAAGAAGGAGACAGGCUGGAAGCGCUUCUUUGCUCAGUGUGUCCCUUGCAUCUGUGACUGUGCUUUACCAUGCUUAUCUACAGGCUGAGCGAGGCAUCACAUCAGAUGAACAACAUGUGGACGCGCAUAUUAAUGUUUGAUGACAGGAACUGGAUUAUUUUUGCAUAUCUUUAUUUUCCAUUCUACCCUUGUUUUGGUCAACAAGCUAUUAUGUGGUUUCAAUAACAGUUUCCAAGUGGUUAAAUGCACCUUUCUUUUAUACUACUGUUUUCAUUGCAACAUAGUGUAUCAUUUGUGUUUCCAUGCAUUUCCAUGUACUAAACACACCUGAAAGGUGUGAAAGCGUUUAUAUUAGUCGCGCCUCCUCCUGCUCCAUCUGUUCCCCUGGGAGCUGAAACCUUAAUCUCAUUGCAAAAAAAGGAGGAGCUCCACACUGGAAGCUCAGGGUUCACAUUUAACUAGGGCUCUCAAAAAUAGCGCGUUAACGGCGGUAACUAAUAUUUCAAUAAUUUGUUUAGGGUAAUUAAUGCACACGCAUCAUGGCAAGCCAAGGCUCUCUACUAUAACGACAGACGGCGGCACAGCGUAGCUCCCUACAGAGUCACAUGGUGUCUGACACUCUUUUAUUACUUUAUUCUUACCUGAACACACCAACAGCAGUGCAAUCGCGCACCAUGUAUGUUUUUCUAACUCCAAACUAACACGUCUCUAGUCGCAACAACACUUCCUUGUUGUCACGAGACAGACCGCGAGAUGCGUUCACUGACACUUCGAACAUCAUAACAACGUCUUUAUUAUGCGUGUAUGGGUGGUCUAAAUCAACAGAAAUGCGAAGAAAAUUAAUAAGUGGAUAUUCUUAUCACUCACUUUGUAACUCUUGAUGCGGAAGUACAAUUUUCUGCAUUUAAGUGUGCUCGGAAAUCACAGAAAAUUAACUCAAAACACGUGAUUUCACGUAAAUGACGUGAUGUCUUUGAACAUCACUCCUCAAUGCUCAUCAAUUGAAUCAAAUAUUCUGCUAUUAAAGUAACCUGCGUUAGGUAAAUAGAUUUUCAGACGUACGUGCCAUCUCUUAACUUGAUUUACAUUUUCAGUUAAUUUGGCGCUGUUAAUACAUAGAAACAUACUAUAUAUAAUCCUGCACUGCCAUUUAUGUUUCUUUCAAUAAAAUACAGUAAAAAUGGGCAGAUUUCAGACAUGGUAAUGGUAAUGGUUUAAUUUAUUUUGAACAUGCAUAGUUACAUUGAAACACAUCACAUAGUACAAUUCACUGUUCUACAUGUCCAAAAAGGAGUAAGAAGAAUCAAAACGUAUUUAAUCCUACCCCUCCAUCCAUUUCACAUCAUUUGCACUACUUUACUGCCUGUAUUCCAAAUGUACUCUUUGCUAGUUUAAAAUAUAUAGGGAAAUGAUAAGGUAAUAUAUAAUAUAUUAUAGUAAUAUAUAACAGUGAGACAUGGUGAUUAAUCAUGAUUAAUUCAUUUGAAAAGCGUGAUUAAUUAUAAAAAAAUGUAUCAUUUGACAGCCCUACAUUUAACACAGAAACAACGUUGUAGAUUGUUGAUUGUUCAUUUUUUGUAUUUGUAUUUUCAGCUUGUAUUUAUAAAUGUUGUAUAUAGUAUGACUGUUGCUGUAUCGGUCUCAACAAAAUACAGUAAGUAAGUAAAUACAUGCUAAGUGCUUUCAUAUUUUCCAAUCUGUCUUGUAAAAUGCACACGGCCUGUACCUAAUGGUCAUGUAUUAUCAGUGUUACCCACCAGAGGUUGCUGUUUCUCUUCUCUAACUCCUACUCAAAAUAUUUAAACUUUCCUAAAACAUCAGCCAUUAAAGAAAAAAGGAAACCACAACAGUCAUGUGACUACUUCUACUUUUUUCUGAAAGGCUCUCAAGUCUAUUUGGACCAAGUACUGAACCUCAGCACAAUGUGUUCAUUUUCUGCUGGGGUGUAGCAACCAAUUCCUGUACGGACACAUGGAAAAAAAUAUGUUAGUUUGUAAUAUUUUGAAAGGAAAUGACAUUGUUGUACUUCAGGGGAAGUAGCAAAAAACAUUUUUGUGGGCAGUAGAAAAAUAUGUGUAUUUUUGGGGAGGUUCACUGCGGCACACUUUGAAAACCCCCGUUUUAUUAUGUUCUCAUCAGGCUUGGGCAAAAUUUUGAAUUGAAUUGAGAACGUCUCCCAAAUUCCCAAACCCUCACAAAUUUUAUUUGAAUGCCAAUUAAGUAGAACUGCAAUUCAAAUUUGAAUUGAAGGAAGUAAAAUUGAAAUUCCAUUUGAUCAUUUUUGUGUAUUCGACAGUCAUGCUUUACAACAUGUUCCGUACAUGACUGUUUUACAUAUUUCAUAGAAAUACAGCAAACCCUUGUUUAUCACGGCUAAUUGGUUCAGACCCGACUGUGAUAAGUGAAUUUCUAAGUAGGAUUCCUUAUUUAUGAAGGGAAUGUUUUCAUAGAUGGAGCAUAGAAAACCUGUUUAUGACCUUGUUAAUUUGUUAACAUUAUUAGAGCCCUCUAAACAUGAAAUAACACCCUUACGGUCACCCCAGCAUUUGUAUUACCCAAUACAGUAGAUAUAAUCAGAGAAAAUAAGCCAUUUACGCCAUAAAUAAAACUUGUGCUUGUUUGUGUCGCAGUAAAUGUGUUCUGGAUGUGCGGAGGACAGGAAGUGACAUCGGGGGUUCAGAGUUGAGUUUUAGCUUGGCAUGGGUUACGGCCGCAGCAGUAGCGCGUGUCAUGAUUCUGAUUAUUAUUAUGUUAUUAUUAUUGUGCCUGUUGUGAGCUAAUUCAGUGCAAUGCAAUAAAAGCCUGUUGUUCUGGCGAUGAAGUCUGGUGCUUGUCUCACCGACCAUUAAAGUAACAUUACUGACACC